Molecule: messenger RNA, 6524 nt
Organism: Pseudopipra pipra
Lineage: Eukaryota; Metazoa; Chordata; Aves; Passeriformes; Pipridae
Gene: CNGB1
Product: cyclic nucleotide gated channel subunit beta 1
Exons: 32
Coding region: 325-4482 (1385 amino acids)
Biological process (GO): retina homeostasis; monoatomic cation transmembrane transport
Cellular component (GO): photoreceptor outer segment; intracellular cyclic nucleotide activated cation channel complex; plasma membrane
Molecular function (GO): protein-containing complex binding; intracellularly cGMP-activated cation channel activity; cGMP binding
Source: RefSeq, a predicted model, not a curated record
CCUUUGCAGGCAUCAUCUGUGAGCAGCAGCACAGGGACUGCCCGAGGUGCUCCCGGGCCCCUCAUUGGGCAGUGUGGGGUGUCCUUGAAGGGGCAUUUUGGGCAGAGCACGGCUCUUUGGAAGGGCAGCAGCAGAAGACACUCCCAGGUUGAGCAGUGCCACAUUUCCCAAGCAGAACACUGAAACGAAGGACACCAAGGACCUCUGAGCUGCUCUGGAGACAGCGUGAGCAGCUGGUGCACCCGGUAUUCCUUGGGGGGCUGCACCCCUGCUGCUGGCCUCUUGUAGGCUGGAGACCCCUCCUCACUGCCCGCAGGCAGCGGGAUGAUGGGCUGGAUCAACCGGGUGGUUCCCCAGCCCCCGGUGCCCCCGGUGACGGAGGAGAGCCCACGAGCCCCAGCACAGGAGCCGGAGCCAGUUAAGGCACCAGCAGGAAAAGCCAGUGGCCCCACGGAUGUUGCUGACCAGGCACGCACUGAGGAACUAGUAAAGAAAGUAGAAUUUGUGAUCCCUGAGGACACAGGUUCUAUGUUUGAGAGCAUGGGGAGCAGUGUGCGCUUCUGGCUCUCCUAUGGGAUAAGGAGGGUGAUUCCCCAGCCAGUUCCACCCCCAGGGACACUGCAGGUGCUCGGAAAGAGCUUUGAGACAAGCAUUGAUGUUCCUGAUGAGACAGAGGUCCAGGUCCUUCCAGAGGAGGACGACGGUCUUGACAUAAUCCCCUUCGAUCCAGAGGAGGACGGCUUCGAGGAUGACUUGGAUGCCCCCAGAGAGGAGUGGGUAGGAAAGCGGGUGCUCAGCUGGCUGUCACAGGGCUUUGAGAGGAUUGUGCCGCAGCCGGAGGGGAUGAAAAAGCUGGAGACAGAGCAGAAGGAUCAGAAGUGUGAAGCCACAGUGGAAGGCACAAAAAGGACUGAAACGACGGCAAAGCCAAAACCCCACCUUUCAGCUGCCAUGAGCACCUCAGUGGCAGAGACACCAGCAGCUGCCACGGGGCAGCCAGAGCCAGUGACCACCCUCACCACUCAGUCCGUGGCUCUGGAUGGCCUCAGGAUGUUCAUCUGGUUUGUCCAGAAGCUGGAGACGGUGCUGCCACAACCAGUGACCAGGGGGAAGCAGGACACACAGGGAGUGGCCUCAGCAACCUUGAGUCCUGUGGAACAAAUUCAUAUACCCCCUGGGGAACCCGAGGAGACCCACCUCAUCCUGGAAGAGGUCACUGAUGACCAGGUUAAUGAAGACACAUGUGAGAUGAUGGCCUGGAGUCACAAGGCUGAGCCAGAGGCAGAUGCUCGUUCCCUUCCCCCCAUACAGGAGGAACCUCUGGAAGAAGAAGAAAACAGACUGUGGUUGAGCUCCCCAAGCACUACCAAGGAGGAAAAGGAGGAGGAAAAGAAGGAGGAGGAAGAGAAAGAAAAAUGGGAGGAGGAAGAGAAGGAGCAGGAGGAAGAGAAGAAAAAAUGGGAGGAGGAAGAGAAAGAGCAGGAGGAAGAGAAGAAGGAGGAGGAGAAGGAGGAGGAGGAGGAAGAGAAUAAGAAGGCAGAGGAGAAGAAGGUGGAGGAAGAGAAGGAGGAGGAAGAGAAGAAGGUGGAAGAAGAGAAGAAGGAGGAGGAAGAGAAGAAGAAAGAGGAGGAGGAAGAGAAGGAGCAGGAGGAAGGGAAGAAGGAGGAGGAGGAAGAGAAGAGGGAGGAGGAGAAGAAGGAGGAGGAAGAGAAGGUGGUGGAGGAGGAGAAGGAGAAGAAGGUGGAGGAGGAAAAGAAGCAGGAGAAGGAGGAGGAAGAGAAGAAGGAGGAGGAGGAGAAGAAGGUGGAGGAAGAGAAGAAGGAGGAGGAGGAGAAGAAGGUGGAGGAAGAGAAGGAGGAGGAGGAGAAGAAGAAGGAGGAGAAGAAGGUGGAGGAAGAGAAGAAGAAGGAGGAAGAGAAGAAGAAGGAGGAAGAGAAGAAGAAGGAGGAAAAGAAGAAGGAGGAGAAGAAGAAGAAGGAGAAGAAGAAGGAGAAGAAGAGAAAGAAAGAGGGGGAGAACAGGAAAGAGGAGAAGAGGAAAGAGGAAAAGAGGAAAGAGGAGGAGGAGGAGAGUGCAGAGUCCCUGCUCUCUUCUCUCCCAACUACCAAUGGUGUGGAUGAAUCCUACAUUGCCGAGGAGGUCCUCAAGUUUGAGCAGCAGGCAGUAGCUGAGAUAAGUAACCUCGAAGGUGCUCUUGUACAGGUGGAAGAGAAGACAGCUGAAGCUGCUGAAACCAAUGCUGAAGGUAAUUACCCCACCGUGGAGAUCAAGGAUGUGGACAGCCGAGGCGAUGCUGCAGAGAACGAUGGUACCCACUUGCCGGUGCCCGCUGCCAGCGCUCCCAACAGGCUGGCGGUGCCCGGCGCAGCAUCCCCCAGGAGGAGGCGACUGGUCCCAGAGGAUGGUCUGGACGAGGGACUGGUGAGCUGGGACGAGGAGCAGAGGGAAAGCCUGCCCGAGCGCAUCGGCUCGGCCACGAGCCUGAGCAGUGCCAUCAUCAACACCCGGCUCCAGGAACUGGUGAAGCUCUUCAAAGAGAGGACCGAGAAGGUGAAAGAGAAGCUGAUUGACCCCGAUGUCACCUCGGAUGACGAGAGCCCUGUGGCAUCACCUGCUAAGCCAGCGCCUGCAGCAGCACCGGUGCCUCCCCCGGGAGGGGAGGUGGAGGAGGACAAGCCAUCAGGGGAUGACCACUACUGUGAGAUGCUGUGCUGCACCUUCAAGUACCGGCCCUGGAUGGACCGCCUGAAAAGCUACCAGUUCCCCAGCAGCAUCGACCCACUCACCAAUCUGAUGUAUGUACUGUGGCUGUUCUUCGUUGUCAUGGCCUGGAACUGGAACUGCUGGUUGAUCCCCGUCCGCUGGGCUUUCCCCUACCAGACCCCAGCAAACAUCCACUGCUGGCUGCUGGUGGACUACCUGUGUGACCUCAUCUACCUGCUGGACAUCCUCAUUUUCCAGACCCGGCUGCAGUUCGUCCAGGGGGGAGACAUCAUCACUGAUAAAAAGGCCAUGAAAGAGAACUACCUGAGAUCACAACGUUUUAAGAUGGAUGUGCUGUGCCUCCUGCCCCUGGAUUUCUUCUACUUCAAAAUUGGUGUCAACCCACUCCUGCGCUUCCCUCGAUGCCUGAAGUACAUGGCCUUCUUCGAGUUCAACAACCGCCUGGAGGCCAUCCUGACCAAGGCAUACAUCUACAGAGUGAUUCGAACAACUGCCUACUUACUGUACAGCUUGCAUGUGAACUCCUGCCUCUACUACUGGGCCUCAGCCUAUGAAGGACUGGGCUCUACCACCUGGGUCUAUGAUGGGGAAGGAAACAGCUACAUCCGCUGCUACUACUGGGCAGUCAAAACCCUCAUCACCAUCGGGGGCCUGCCAGACCCCAAGACACUGUUUGAGAUUGUCUUCCAGCUGCUGAACUACUUCACAGGCGUCUUUGCUUUCUCUGUCAUGAUAGGGCAGAUGAGAGACGUGGUUGGCGCCGCUACUGCAGGGCAAACUUACUACAGGAGCUGCAUGGACAGUACCAUUAAAUACAUGAACUUCUACAAAAUCCCCAGAACUGUUCAGAACCGGGUGAAAACGUGGUAUGAGUACACGUGGCACUCUCAAGGCAUGCUAGAUGAGUCAGAGCUGCUGGUGCAACUGCCAGACAAGAUGAGGCUGGACAUCGCCAUCGAUGUGAACUACAACAUCGUGAGCAAAGUGGCCCUUUUCCAGGGUUGUGACAGACAGAUGAUCUUUGACAUGCUGAAGCGGCUCAGAUCGGUGGUCUACCUGCCUAAUGACUACGUGUGCAAGAAGGGAGAAAUAGGCCGUGAGAUGUACAUUAUCCAGGCGGGACAAGUGCAGGUGCUGGGGGGACCCGACGGCAAAUCCGUGCUGGUGACUCUGAAAGCUGGAUCCGUGUUUGGAGAAAUAAGCUUGCUGGCGGCAGGAGGGGGAAAUCGCCGAACGGCAAACGUCAUAGCUCACGGCUUCGCGAACCUUUUCAUUCUGGAGAAGAAGGACUUGAACGAGAUUUUGGUGCACUAUCCGGAGUCUCAGAAGCUGCUGCGUAAGAAGGCCAAGAAAAUGCUGAAAAGCAACAACAAACCCAAAGAUGAGAAGGGAGGCCCUGGAGACGCGCUGAUCAUUCCCCCAAAAGCUGAGACCCCGAAGCUCUUCAAGGCUGCCCUGGCUGCCACGGGGAGGAUGGGGGGCAAAGGGCCGCUGGGGCGGCUCCGCUGGAGGCUGAGGGAGCUGAAGGAGAUGCAGGCGGCGCAGGGUUCCAGUUUCAGUCCAACCCCACCAAAGUCACCAGUGCACCAGAGAUCGCCUGUCACCUCCCACAGAGACCAAACCCGCCCAGGAGAAAUAUCCUCAGAAUCUUCUGAUCAUUUAGUCACCGUUCGUGUGAUUCCCACGGCACAAGAAGAUGAGGAAAUCCUCGCUGCUGAGAUUUCAGAGAAAGAAGACAAAGAAAAAGGAGAGAAAUGAAACAGCAGCACGUCCUGGGGCAGGCGUAGGAGUCAGGCAAAUGCCUGGGGUAGCAGAUUUUUGUUAUUAAUGAUUUCCAUGCGGUGGCUGUAGGCUUUGCAAUGUGCUGCGGGUAGGAUCUGCCUCUCUUUUCUGUCCAGACCCUCAUUCCCUGCUGAUAAAACCCUCUGCCAUUUGACCCAGAACCAUACAAGCCUUCCAUGGUCUGCAGAUCAAUAUUUAUUGAGCAUCUUUAUGAAUUUCCCACUAAAUCUCAGGCCAGCCCUCUUGCUUUGAAAUCCAGCUUUAUGGAGGGAGAGCUCUGGAAGAAAUUGCUUUUUAUGGCUCUGGAUGGUUAAUGAGUGUUCAGAUAAAGCGUGAAGAGUUAUUCACCUCUGACAGCUGAGUCACUGCUUGGCCAGAAACAAUCAGGGGGAAAAAAAUAACAAGGUUUCUCUGUUGGGCUCAAGGUUGACAGCGGCAGUGGAGAGUGAUUCAUCCGGAAAGGAUGCGGACUAUGCUCACAAGCCGAGCGUGGAGCAAAUCACACUGUCACAAGAAUGCCAAGGUCUGUCCCCGAGUGCACAGUCUGCAAGGUACUUGAGGGUCUCUGCGUGGUGCCAAGGCCACCUUGAGUUUGCCACUGGGAAGAGUUCCUGCCAGCAAUCCACCCUGGGAAGGUGGUGGGGCCUCCAUCACUGCAGGGUCUUGUGGAGAGAUUUGAUGAGCAUCUUUCAGGGAUGGAGAAGCACAAUCCUGGAUGUUCCUGGAGUUCCUUUCUAGCCCUGGGUUUCCAUGGGUGCACCAACCUGGCGCUGCUGGGAGAGAUAAACAGAGGGCAGGAAGGGAGAAGCUGAGUUGGUUCCCAGCUGGGAGGGGAAAGAGAAGUGCAGUAAGUGCUCUCCUCUCCCAGACAGUGUUUCAGAGUCAGCUCAGAGUCUGUGCCACACAAGCAACUCUGCACAACCGUGCAGGUGCUCCCCUGCAGUCACUGCUGGACCUCAGUGACAUCCACUUUUCCAGCAGCUGAUUUCCAGCCCUUCAGUCACUUGACUGGCUCUUGGCCACAUUUCCCAUGCAGGAGCCACGCUGGUAUUGCUCAUUGCUGCGACAGGGCACUUGUGAAGACACUCUCCCAGUGCUGGGACUGGGCACUGGAAGGGAAGUGAACAUCUGAUUAGCAGCCAGCACACCCAGCUGAUGGCUCAAGGUGUCUGAUCUUCGCCCAGCACCAACCAGAGCAGCUGCUGGUGAGCUGAGAGGUGGUGAGAAGUGGGAUGGCACCAAAUGAGGCACUGCAGAUCCUCCCCAAGGUUUUUGCUCACCACAUCCCCACAGCACUGCUGGCUCCAUUGAGAGGAGACAGUUUCCAUCCUCUGGAGGAAAAGCUGGGGCAGGUUUUGCCACAGGGAGCAGCCCCAUCUCCGCAGCCAAGGGGCUUCUCAGGUGUUCAGCAAAUCCUGUGAGCAGUGCUGCAGGUUCCACAGGUCUGGCUGUGAGACAGCCAGGGCUGUUCAUGCAGAGUGUCAGCUCUGGCAUCACUCCCCGGGUGAUCCCUCUUCCCAUCAGCAGCCUGGGGCUGACCUUCACCUCCUUUGGGAUCCUCUUCUUUUGUUGCUUCCCCCCCCCCCUUGCAAAAUAGAUGGGUUUCUGUGGCAGAAAAAGCCAGAAUAGAUGUUAGCAUUAAUUAACAAUGGCUUGCUUUCUUUUAAACAAAUUUAACGAGCUCCACUGUACUGCAGGAGGGUCUGAAGCCACCACUGCCCUUCACAUUGCAGGGGAGAGGCUGCACUCACCCAAACCUCCCUGAAUAUUUCUCGUCCUCAGUCAUUUGCAAGUGGUUUCCUGCUGGGUGGAAGGUUUCCGUGCAGAGUGCAAAGUAUUUUCUUUUCACUCUAUAAACAUUUAUAUAAUCAAACCAGGAAAUGUGCAAGAGUCAAACUGGGGCUCUGAUUUGCUGCUAUGGUUUGAUACAGUUUAGAAAAAGCAUUUAAAUAAAUAGUGAGGUGUAAUGGCUUUCAUAAUUCACUGUAUCUACAAUAAACACCACGUAGAUUACCGUU